AUUUUUAACAUUAUUGCAGAACCGGGUGCGGGUACCUAUCCUUGUAAUGCCACGUACGCCGGUUCCGAAGUGAUGUCAGAGAUAGAGGUUCGCAGCGUCACUGAGUACAUGACAAAUCUGGUCAAUUCUGGUGAGGAUAUACGCGUUUUUAUUGAUUUCCACUCGUACGGACAAAUGUGGAUGUCGCCGUGGGGUUACACCGAAAAUUCCCGACCCGAUGACUUUGACGAUCAGAACAAUCUGCUGGCAGACGCGGUAGCUGCCGUGGUCGCUGCCUAUGGAACUAACUACACGCAUGGACCGAUAGCAAAUACGAUGUAUGUAGCAUCAGGAAACAGUGUGGAUUGGACAUAUGGUGCGCUGGGCAUUACAUAUUCGUACGUAGUGGAGCUUCGCGAUAAGGGCUGGUACGGAUUCUCACUUCUUAGGUCCCUAAUUGUAAUAGAAACACCACUCAAACAAUUAAUGUAA
Messenger RNA from Anneissia japonica, 471 nucleotides. RefSeq names its product carboxypeptidase B-like. Lineage: Eukaryota; Metazoa; Echinodermata; Crinoidea; Comatulida; Comatulidae. Bases 73 to 471 code for a protein of 132 amino acids. Gene Ontology annotation, biological process: proteolysis. Gene Ontology annotation, molecular function: metallocarboxypeptidase activity; zinc ion binding. The record is from RefSeq and is a predicted model, not a curated record. The transcript is spliced from 2 exons.